CCAGUCAUCAAUCAAUUAAUUACCUUUCGUCGACAUCGAGAAACACAGACUCGAUACCCCGAGAAUAAGAAGGGGAUCAUCUGCAGUUUGCUAAGAAUUCGGUUUUCCAGUGGGAGAGACUGCGAUGGGGAAUCCCAAAGAAGAGCCCCAGCACCAACUCAAACCCCGCGAACCCGUCCCGUUCGCCGGGAAUGGCGGGCAGAGGAGGAUGCGAACCAUGACAGUCACGGUAGCCACCCUGGCGGUGGCUGUCUUUUACUUUGUCUGGACGUCGCUCUCGACUUGGCCCAACGUCUUUCAUCCGAAGUGGUUCCCGAACGGCGCGAAGCCGGCGUGGGAUGACAAUUUCGUAGACUGGGACGCCAUCUUGCCCAGCGAGGACCUCAGCUGGGAGCCAUGCUUCCGGGCGUUGGACGAGUUCUACUGCGCCCGCCUGACCGUACCGCUAGACUACGGCCGCCCGCUCGACCAGUCACCCGACAACCCAAAGGUCCACCUCGCCCUAGUGAUACUCCCCGGCAGCGGCCACUCCCCCGCCACAGGCACCUGGUCCGAGUCCCCCCUCCUCCUCAAUCCAGGCGGGCCCGGCGGUUCCGGGGCAGCCAUCGUCCUCACCGCGGGCCGACUCCUGCAGACCGUCGUCGGCGCGCACCACGACAUCAUCGGCUUCGACCCGCGCGGCAUCGGCGCCUCGACGCCGGUCGCAGACUGCUUCGUGUCGCCGCUUGCGGCGGAACCCCCCAACGCGUCGGACCUCAACACGGCCCUGCUCCACCGCUUGACCUGGCUGAUGGGCGACGUGGAGACGGGCCUGCCCAACACGAGCGACGCCGCCACCAUAAAGACGGUGGCGCGUCGGCGGGCGGCGAACUUGCUGUGCCGGGCCACGGACAGGCAGGACGGCAUCUUCGGGUAUGCGGGCACGCCGCACGUUGCGCAUGACAUGCUGAAUAUCGUGAGGGCCUGGGAUCGGUGGACGGACGGGGCGAGGCGGAAAGCGGGGGGGCGUUGCCCGCACGCACGCGAGAGAGCGGUUUCGUCGACGGGUCUUGAUGAGGCGGAAGAGGCGGCCUUGCCGCCGAGCACGCGGGGGAAACUGGUGUAUUGGGGAUUCAGCUAUGGUACUGUUCUGGGGGCGACGUUUGCCAGCAUGUUCCCCGAAUCUGUUGGACGGAUGGUCUUGGAUGGGGUUGUGAACACUGACGAGUGGUUCUUUGACAAUAGCUGGAUCAACGCUGCCGAGGACAGCGACAAGGUUCUGGAUAGAUUCUUCUACUACUGUCACGCGGCCAAGGAGCGCUGCCACAUCUGGAGGAAGGGUGACGAUGUCGACGAUCUAAAGCGGAGAUACGAGUCCAUCAUGGCUGAACUGCAGGAGACUCCGCGGCCCGUCAUCAACUCCCGCAGCCACAUCCCGAACCUCGUCACCUACAGCGACAUAAAACGUCUGACCUUUGCGAUUCUGUAUUCACCAACGGCCUUCCGAGUCCUAUCGCUGGUGUUGGACGUGAUCGAACGGGGCAACGGGUUGGGGGAGCUGAUGAACUCGGUAGACCUGGCUCCGAUGUGCACCCUCAACUCCAAGCUCUUGUUCUAUCCGUCAGAUGGAGGUCUAGCCGUCAUGUGCAGCGACCAGCAGAUGAAGGUCAACGACACAAAGGCAGGACUCGGCGAUCUCUGGGAGCGGAUGGCAAACGUCUCAUCGUUUGCGGACAUGAUCUUUGACAUCUCAACCCGCUGCGUAGGCUGGGACAUCGGCCGGAAAGACCCGCCGUCCUUCGACUGGGGCAAACUCGGCAACGCGACGACGAGCGGCCCGCUCAACACAUCCUUCCCGCUGCUGUUCGUGUCCAACACGCGCGACCCCAUCACCCCGAAGCGGUCGGGGCUGCACCAGGCGCGCAAGUUCGCGGGCGCGGGCUUCGUCGAGCAGGUGUCCGAGGGCCACUGCUCCAUCGCCGCCGCGUCGCUGUGCACGAUGCGCAACAUCGCCGGCUACCUCAACCACGGGAUCGUGCCGAGCCCGCCCAGGUUUGACGACGACGACGCCGAGGGCGGGGUCGGGGCGCCGAUGACGGGCAAGUGGACGGUGUGCGAGGCCGACGACUAUCCGUGGAAGCAGUCCGGCACGGCGGCGGCCUCGGGGACGGACGAGUCGGAUGGCUUUUCGGAGCAGGAUGUUGUGCGGAUACAGGCUAUGAGGGAGUUGCAGGUCCAGUUCCGAGGGAGGGAGAGCUUUGUCCAGCCGCCGCGCAUGUUUGAGCAUCUGUUUAGGAUGGAUGACCGACAGCUUGAUGAGCUGGCGGUGAGGAUCUACAGCCGUCGUUCAUCCGAAUGGUCUGAUGGGGUUGGUGGCGGCUUGUAGGGCAAGUAAAGCGCGAGCUUUUAUUUCGAACCACCUCGGUUAAGAAUCUUUGCCAUGCACUGAUGGGAGAGGUAAGAUGGGCAGGCUUCAGGUUCGCAUACGGAAGUACUUCGGCGCUCAGCCCGUCAGAAUGGUAUUUUCCACUUCCAUCAUUGGGACUGAGAAGAGGCACCAGUUACUUCCCAGCCACACCACGGUCAUGCGCGCGUGUUCGUGUGUUUGUUACAGCGGCAUGCAGACAGUGUCUGUUUGGCUAUUUUUUUCUAGAAUAGCAGCGCAAAACUAGAUAAUUACUUGCUAAGAGC
This is a messenger RNA of Phialemonium atrogriseum, 2670 nucleotides long. RefSeq lists its product as uncharacterized. The transcript is spliced from 5 exons. The record is from RefSeq and is a predicted model, not a curated record. NCBI's taxonomy places the organism in Eukaryota, Fungi, Ascomycota, Sordariomycetes, Cephalothecales, Cephalothecaceae. Bases 125 to 2365 code for a protein of 746 amino acids.